Messenger RNA from Zasmidium cellare ATCC 36951, 816 nucleotides. RefSeq lists its product as uncharacterized. The record is from RefSeq and is a predicted model, not a curated record. Lineage: Eukaryota; Fungi; Ascomycota; Dothideomycetes; Mycosphaerellales; Mycosphaerellaceae. The transcript has 3 exons. The coding region runs from base 1 to 816 and encodes 271 amino acids.
AUGAGCCUCGGUUGGGUUGGAGCUGAAGGGCUCAAUGUCAUUGAUUUCCAAGGACAGCAAGCCAGCGAGGAAUGGCCAUAUUGCAGCAAAGUAUGGCCUUAUUGCGUCAACAAUCCGACUGCAUGCACAUUUGUCGGGGUCUGCAACAACUGCCUCGAGUUCCUUCCAAAGUCUGUGAAGGGCUGCUGCCAACAGAAUCCGCCAGCUUCAUGCUUCCAGAACAUCUUCGCAGGCGGAUCCGGCACCCAAGAUGAUUCGCAGCAGUCUUUGAGCGCAUCGCCCGCCGCGAGUGCAAGCAUCACCGACGCCAACGCGGCCGUCUGCGCAACAGCUCUCGCUGCCGUCUCAUCGUGCGAAGGCGCAACGUCUGGAUUCGAUAGUCUCGCUGCCACCGCUCAGGCUAGCUGUUUGUGCUAUGACGCCGCCACCAGUUACGCGCCGAGUGUCUUCGACGGGGCUUGGAGUUCUUGUGCGGCAUAUGCUUCCACGGCGGACACCAGUGACUAUCCGGCUGUCACAAGCGCGCUAGGCCUGUGUCAGAGUGCAGGAGAUGUGAGAGGCAACAACAAUGCGGCCACUACAACCGGUGGAAAUGGCCCUGCCAGCACACCAACGACUGCUACGGCGACGGCUACUGGGACAGCAGAAUCCACUGGCGAUUCUCCGAGCUCUGCGUCCUCAACUUCUGCCGCUUCGGGCAGUCAGUCCUCUUCAAGCUCGAGUAAUAGCAGUGGUGCUUCCACAUUCCGAUUUGAAGGCCGGCUGAGCGGUUUGCUGGUCCUUGGGAUGCUGUCUUUGGCCAUACUUCUCGGUUAA